AUGUCUAACAAGUUCCAUUGUGAUAUUUGUUCUGCAGAUUGUACAAACAGAGUCAGAAUAACAUGUGCGGUGUGUCCAGAGUAUGAUUUAUGUGUGCCAUGCUUCGCAAAAGGGUUAUACAACGGUAAGCACCGGCCAAGCCAUGACUAUAAAGUGAUUGAAACCAACUCAUACCCGAUUCUCUGUGAGGAUUGGGGCGCUGAUGAAGAGUUACUGUUGAUAAAAGGAGCCCAGACACUGGGAUUAGGUAACUGGCAAGAUAUUGCGGAUCAUAUCGGAUCUAGAGAUAAGGAAGAAGUUUAUGAUCAUUAUUUGAAGUUUUACUUGAACAGUGAACACUAUCCUAUUCCAGAUAUCACAAAAGACAUUAAUGAACCGCAAGAACAAUUUUUGGAGAAAAGAAAGAAACGCAUGGAAAGAUUUAGGGAAAGGCCUUUGGAACCUCCUAGGAAACCGAUGGCAUCACAACCGUCAUGCCAUGAAGUGCAAGGGUUUAUGCCAGGUAGAUUGGAAUUCGAAACGGAGUUCGAGAAUGAGGCCGAAGGUCCGGUCAAAGAUAUGGUCUUCGACGCCGAUGAUCAACCGUUAGAUAUUGAAGUGAAGUUGGCUAUUCUUGACAUCUACAACUCGAGAUUGACGACUAGAGCAGAAAAGAAGCGUUUGUUGUUUGACAAUUGUCUGAUGGAAUACAGGAGACUACAAAGUCUCGAUAAGAAGCGUUCAAAAGAAACCAAAGAUUUGUACAACAAAAUUAAGGCUUUCGCAAGAAUCAUGUCCCCGCUGGAUUUUGAAGAAUUCAGCAAAGACAUAUUGGAAGAACUUCGGUGUCGAACAAGAAUUCAUCAAUUGCAAGAAUGGAGGAGCAACGGUAUCACUACUUUGGAAGCUGGUCUUAAAUAUGAACGUGAUAAACAAGCAAGAAUUAUGACAUUGGAAAGAUUUGGAAGUCAAGUGUACUCUUCUUCUUCAUCUAGUAACACUGCCCGUUAUAGAGCUACUUCGGCCCAUAGAUCGCAAGCUGAUUAUGCUCAAAAUUAUAACGAAGGAAGUGGACGUAAGAAACUAAUGACUAUCAGUGACAUUCAGCAUGGGGCAGAUUUCCAAUUAUUAUCAGCUGAGGAACAGCAGUUAUGCAUAACGUUGAAAAUUUUGCCAAAGCCUUACAUUGCCAUCAAAGAGGUACUAUUCAGAGAAUUAAUACGGACUGCAGGUCAACUCUCGAAGAAACAGUGUCGUGAUUUAUUGAAUAUCGAGGCAACGAAGGCCAACAGAAUCUAUGAUUUCUUCGUUUCUCAGAAUUGGGUUUAA
Molecule: messenger RNA, 1308 nt
Organism: Kluyveromyces lactis
Lineage: Eukaryota; Fungi; Ascomycota; Saccharomycetes; Saccharomycetales; Saccharomycetaceae
Gene: ADA2
Product: chromatin-binding transcription regulator ADA2
Exons: 1
Coding region: 1-1308 (435 amino acids)
Biological process (GO): chromatin remodeling; regulation of transcription by RNA polymerase II
Cellular component (GO): nucleus; SAGA-type complex
Molecular function (GO): chromatin binding; transcription coactivator activity; protein binding
Source: RefSeq, a predicted model, not a curated record